GUUUCGUAAUCCCAAGAGAGUUUGGAUAAUUUUAUCCGGCUACCUGUCCGAAAUAUUAUAAUCACCAUUUGACAGCGAACUUUGUUUAGAUAAUAUGGCAACGUCUUUAACUCAUCUAUUUUCAAAAGAUCGCGUAUGUAUUAGCAAUGUGGCAUAGUAUUUAGCAUAUCUUUUGUGUUUUGUACUGUGUAAUGUGUCUACAGUUCUCUGCGGCUGAGAAAAGGCAUGCCGAUACUGCCAGUUUGUAUAUAAACACUGUCGAUCUUCGGUACAUUAUAUUUCGUGGCAUAUUACAUUACUUUCCUUAUAUUGUGUUUAUUAGACAUUUAGGCCGAAGAAAAAAUGGGAUCAGGGAUCUUUGAGGCAUGGGCUUCACAAGCAAGCGAAAGUGAGUACAAAAACUUUUAUUGUUCUCUCAGAUAUAAAGCAUGGGAAUAAGGAAGAAUUCUAAAUCGCAUCCGGUGAUUAUUUUAACAUGUAAAUUUGUCAUAUUUCGGUGAUUUUGUUGUCUUUUAAUAUUAAAUUUGUUACAUUCGUCACAAAUUUUUUACAUUGGUCAAAAUUUGUUACAUUGAGGACUAAUUUGUUACAUUUAUGUUAAUUUGCUAUAAUUUUAUAUAUUGAUCAAUUAUCUGCACUGACCUUUAUUUGAUACAUUGUCAGUAAUUUGCUCUCGAUUAAUUGAAUACAUUACUGAAUAAUCUGUUAGAUUUUGACUAAAUUUCUUAUGUUUGUUAUUUCAGGCAACUUUACAGUCAGGUCUUGAUCUAAGAUCUUGUGUCAAAUUACCGCCUAACGAAACAUUAGAAGACUGGAUAGCUGUUCACGGUUGGUACACUAUUUUUAUUGAUUAGCUCUAUCAGAUAUAAGUUCAGUUAGGCCCAUCUCGUAUUGGGCCUGGUGAAAUUAUAGUUGCACAAGAGAUAUAAUAUGCUUUGUCCAACUAAAAUUUCCAGGUUUGAAUACUGCAAUUUGCAGGAUACGAACCUCUAUCACAGAGGUACAAGAAUUAACCACUGUGAUAGCAACAGUCCAAUGGAAGCUUGCAGUAAAUGCGAUGGUGCAUAAUAAACAUGAUAUAAACAUAUUUAGGGACAAAAAAGAAAAUAUAUUUAUGACAAAAUUGCAAGUUUGAGUCAAAAGCAUUUUGCUUAUCUAGGACUCUUACAGCCUUACUUGCAGACACACACAGAAAUAAAAAUUUAAAAAACAUUUGGUCAAACAUUUGGUAUGGAGAAACGAUUUGUUUCGAUUAUAUACUUUUAAACAGUGGCGGAAAAUCUUCGAUUUAUCUACAGUCUUACUUCUCCAGAGCCGUGUAAACAAAGUUGAACCUUUCCAUUACUACUGUCUGACCAAAUGCUUCCCACAAUUGCACAAGUAAAUAGUGCAGUUCUCUGAGCAGCAUAUCGUGGGCGUGAAACUUGGUAACAAGAACUUGUAUAAAUUAUGUAUAUAUGUGAGCAUUUCUGAUUAAAUAUUACAUCAUAAAAUAACAGGUCCCAAUAAAGCUUGCGGGACCUGUUAUUUUGAUAGUUAGUCGCAUAUCUUGUAAACAAGUCAUACUGCUGAAGAUGAAUCAAACGAGUCUAAUGCCAGACAAUUUUACUUGUCUAAUGCCAGACAAUUUUAUUUGUCAAUGGGGAAGCUCUGCAGCUUAAUGGGUUAAAAUAAGAUGUGCCAUUAACAUGGGUAAGCAUUGUCAUUGAAUUUCCUAGAUAGCAUAUGGAAUUUUGUUUCAUUUAGUUGUUGAUUUCUUCAACCGAGUCAAUUUAAUUUAUGGCACUGUGUCAGAAUUUUGCACGUCAAUAACAUGUCCUGUUAUGUCGGGUGGUCCGAAGUAAGUAUAAAUAUCUCCAUGUCAAACAAAGAUGCGAGUUGAGAAGUGAGAGUUUGCAUGAAAAUUUUCUCUACAUUUGCCUCGGUCAAAUGAGAACAAGAUUUAUACAUGAGAGUUUGUCAGAGUUGCCCGGAUAUUACCAUGCACAUAGCAAAAACUCUUGUCAACACUUCAAACCAGCUCAAAGUUCAUGAGAGUGCACGCGAGUUGGUAGAAACAUGAUUCAGUGUUUCACUCUUAUCAACUCCCGUGUUCAUUUGACUGAGGCUUAAGUUCUUUGUAGGUUUCCAUGAGGAGAUUAAGGACAGUUCGAUUGUUUUGCUUUUAUGAAAACGCAAUGUCCUGUGGCGGACAUACGGUAAAAUGUGGAGGGUGUGAAUUCACCACAUAUUCUGUUUGUCUAUAGGUACGAGUAUCACUGGUCAGAUGGUACUAAAAGCAGGAAACCUAGAGCAGUGUCUGCUCCAGAAGUAAGCACUCACAAUUUUCCUCAGUUUCUAAAACUGUUCUCUCCCGAGGUCCAGUUUCUUCACAUGUGCUGUGGUGAAAUUAUUAUCAGACAACCAAAUAUUGCAGGAAUUGAAUUUACAUAUGCCAAUAUCUAAUGUUUAAAUGCUUUGUUAUAUCUUUUUUUAGUACAUGGAACUUUUAAUGGCUUGGAUAGAAACAUUGGUCAACAAUCCAGAUAUCUUUCCACCAGAUGACAGUAUGUAAUUUGAAAAAUUAAAACACUAUUGGUCCUUAACCCAUUGAGUGACAGCACUCUCCUCCUGACGAGUAAAAUCGUCUGGCGUUAGACAGAGUAAAAAAUACUAAAGUAAGGUGUAUCUAGGUGCAUUGCUACUUAAAGGGUUAAUUAACCCAUUGUGUCCCAGAACUCUCUCCUUGACUUGUAAAAUUGUUUGGUGGUAAGGCAGAUUUCCAGUCUUUGCAGCUCGCUGCGAGUGCAUGUAUGAGCACUUUCAUGAGCACUAAGCAGUUAAUUUUAAUUAGACGCAAGCACUCACAGCAAGCUGCGAGGUAGCCUGCGUGGCAGGCUGUAUUUCUACAGGCAGCGAAAAUUAGGGAGGCAAAGGAAAUACCUAAGUACCGCCUGCCAUGCAGGCUAGCUGCGAGGAGUUUCAUGCAAGGACUGGAAAUCCACCAGAGCAAAAUAAUGAAGUAGGGAACAUUAGUGUACCAGCUCUUGCCUUGAGGAGUAAAAUUGUCUGGCAUUACAGAGAGUAAAAUAAUCAUGUGAGAGAGCAAGGAGACCAAUGCACUUAAUGCCAAAACAUACUGUAGGAAAAUAUUGCAAUGUUUGUUUUUUUAUUAGGUAUACCAUUCCCAAAAGCAUUUUUACCAACAUGUAAGAAAGUUUUGACAAGACUAUUUAGAGUAUUUGUUCAUGUCUACAUCCACCAUUUUGAAAAGAUGGUGUCAAAAGGAGCAGUAAGUAUUCAUUGGAUUAUAUGUAUAAUAUUGAACCCAAGAUGCACCUGUUGGUCUUACUGGUAAAUGGUGUUUCAAUCCAUAUUCCAUGAUCACAAUAAAUGCACCAUUUACCAACACAGGAGUACCCAUAGAAAUAAUAGUAAUGAUGGACAAUAGCAAGUCCUCGGUAUUCAAUACCAGUUAUCCAUACCAUGAUGGGGUCAUAAACCACAAUCAUAGGCCAUUGAGGCAGACUUACAGAUGAGAUCAAAUAAGUGACAAAAAAGGGUUAGAGCGGUUUGCAGUUGUUUUUGCAAACAACAGGCACUGUGCAAAUUUUGCCAUUUCUCUUCCUUUUUGCCAAAUCAUGUGGUGUGCCAGCCUAGUCAGUGUAUAUAUUACGUUUUGGGUUUAUAGUGUUAUAUGUAGUAAUGAAUUUUUUCCGCACUGACUGGUAUUGAAAGUGACAUAUAGAAGCAAUUUAGGGUAACACUUCUGGUGUCAAAUGCGUUUAUUUUUUGGUAUCAGUAUCAACCAAUAGAGCUCCAAGUAUCAUCAGUAUUGAAUUAAAUCACAAACACAGCAUUAUUGCUUAUGUGAUACAGAGCAAGCCAUGUCAUGUGGAUUAAGACACUUGAGUUUUAGCAUGCUUUAUUUAUGACAGAACUAGCAACCUAGCAAAUUUGAAACGUCAACCUAGGUUUUAUUUUGGUUUGUUGACAACAAUUUUAUGUACAGCAAUUUCGAGAUAUCGUAUUCUUUCAUAAAUUUGGUGGCUCUUAAAAGAGCCGUUUGUUUUUUUACUUGGGAGGAAGCAAAUUACGCUUUCUUCUCGGUCUUCUUGGGCAAGAGGACGGCUUGGAUGUUGGGCAAAACACCACCUUGUGCGAUCGUGACACCAGACAGCAGUUUAUUCAAUUCCUCGUCAUUUCGUACGGCCAAUUGCAAAUGUCUUGGGAUGAUCCUGCUUUUCUUGUUGUCCCGGGCAGCGUUACCAGCCAACUCAAGGAUUUCAGCAGACAGAUACUCGAGGACAGCUGCCAAGUAAACUGGGGCACCAGCACCAACUCGCUCGGCGUAGUUGCCUUUCCUCAACAGACGAUGAAUACGACCGACUGGGAAUUGAAGUCCAGCUCUUGAUGAACGGGUCUUGGAUUUGGUUCCUUUAGCUUUGCCUUUACCACGUCCUGACAUCUUGCUUGAUUUGUUUUCUUCUUGAAAGUUUGCUUCCUUGUACUCUUGAAGAGAUAAAGUUUUCGAAUGAAAUAUUUGCUGUUUUCUUCGGCUUUUAUAGUCGAGAUCGGAUCAUUUGGGAAUAAAAUUGGAAUAAAUUAUGCACCUUUGCCCUCUUCGCAGAGGUUCGACUUCCAUUAACCAAUCACGUUAGAGGUGUUAAAGUAACGACCAAUCAGAACGCCAGUUGUUCUCCCAAGAGGUUAUCCUCGUUAAUAACUCACCGACCAAUGAGCUUCGCGAAUUCCUUUAUCCGGUCGUAUUCUCGUAUAUAAACAAAUUUCACCAAAUUUUCGAAACAUAAAUUUUAAAAAAUAUUGCAAAAAUAUAGAGGCAAAAUGCAAUGUAUUUCUUGUCCUUUUGCUCAUACCUAUGAUACCCUUUUCCCUGUAAUAUAAUCUUUGCGAAUUUUCACAAACAGUGUAUAUAUUUUUCGAAAAUUCUGUUUAUUAACGUAUAUAUUUUGUGUGAAUACAAAAUGCUAUGGCAUUGCAAAUUGCCAAGAGUCUUCGCAAAAUUCGAAUUUGAACUGUAUUUUAUAAUAUUGGUGGAAUACACCGCAUUUAUUCACACAGGAACUUUAUAACAGUAGCGAUAAGAUUAAUACACUGGGUGGAACGGGGGGUGGAAAGCCGAUUUCAAACGUAACUUUAUACUGAAGCCCAAUCUGUAAACCAACUAAUGGCAACUAUAAAACCCCUUACAUAUUAAACCAGUGGUAACUGGUAACCAACUAUCAAUCUAUCAUGCCUAUAAGUGUGUACUGAAAAUAUUUAAUUGGCCAAUGUUCACGUUACCAUGGAUUGUAAAAAUUGUUAUUUUACAAUCCAUGAUGCUGAAAAGAUUUAAUUGGCCAAGGUUCACAUUAAUAUGUUGCAGCAUUUCUGACUGCAUUUUGACUAAAACAAGACAUCCCCCUGCCCCCCCCCCCCGGCCAUCCCCCUCACAUGCACAACCCCAACAUUCAUUGAUAACCAUCGGCAUAUUUCAUAAUUUUAGUUUUAUUUCAAUUUUUAGGAAGCCCAUGUCAACCAGUGUUACAAACAUUUUUAUUUCUUUGUCACUGAGUUCAGCCUUGUGGAUAAAAAAGAACUGGAACCAUUAGUAAGUAAUUGUUGAAAUCAAAACUUUGUAUCAGGAACCCGGCAUGU
Messenger RNA from Paramuricea clavata, 5637 nucleotides. The record is from the annotation of a GenBank genome assembly. NCBI's taxonomy places the organism in Eukaryota, Metazoa, Cnidaria, Anthozoa, Malacalcyonacea, Plexauridae.